Molecule: messenger RNA, 2358 nt
Organism: Candida albicans SC5314
Lineage: Eukaryota; Fungi; Ascomycota; Pichiomycetes; Serinales; Debaryomycetaceae
Gene: SEC10
Product: exocyst subunit
Exons: 1
Coding region: 1-2358 (785 amino acids)
Biological process (GO): Golgi to plasma membrane transport; exocytosis
Cellular component (GO): cytoplasm; exocyst
Source: RefSeq, a predicted model, not a curated record
AUGAGUUUUUCUAUUUAUGAACUAGAUGAGAAUAUAAAGAAACUACUAACGGUAGACAACUACCUCAAUGGGUUGUCGGUCAACGAUUUUAUUGAAGAAAUCAGUAAAGAUCAUUUUCUUAAAGGUGCUGAAGUCAACAACAAGGCGUACCUUGAUCCCAAGCCAUACAUCAGAACUUUUGAAAGUACUUUGAGAGAAUUGAAACAAUUACAAGCAGAGGCCAAUGAACAGCGAGUAAAGAAUGAGAGACAAGUGGACUCGUAUGAGUUGAAACAUUCGGAGAACGUUUUGGAGUUGAACCAACAAAUUGACGAGGCGACCAAGAAAUUUGAUAUAUUGGACACCCAGAUCCUGGACGUUUCUACGAGGAUUAAUCCAUUAGGGAAUACGUUGAAUAAAAUUACCAAUUCUCGAGAUCGAUCGUUGGAGACUAUUUUCUUGAUUCGUGCGUACCAUGGGUUCUUUAUGAAAGAGCAAUACUUGCCGUUGGAGACAUUGAAGAAUAGCAAAAAGCUUGACGAUAAGUUGAAGUGUGCCAAGACAGUUAGGAAUUUGCUCAAUUUGGCCAAAAAAGUAUCUGACGAGAAACUGUCGAAAUCAAUGAAAUGUAUAACCACAAUUGAACAAUUUGGAGAGACUAUGGAAAAGGAGUUACUCCGGAAGUUUGAGAUUGCUUCUGAAGAUGAGGACGAUAUUGAUUUUGAUAUGAUGAACCAGAUUGCCCAGAUAUUGUUUGAGUAUAACGAAGGGAUAAAUGUGAUUCAGACGUUUGUUAUUAAGAAUGAUAUUGUUAUUGAGAAUGAGGAAAAGUCGUUGGACGAACAAGAGUGGGCGUUGUUGGCGGAUUCGCGGAGGUCAGAUUUCAAAAUCGACGAGCAGGCAACAUUUGAUACUUUAAAGUUUGAAAUCAAGUCACGAGCAAGAAUUAGUAAGAAAGUGUUUGCUGACCCAACGCCUGUUAUCAAGAUAUUUAUCCAGAGAAUGUAUGCCCAGAUUAUUAGGAACAAGGUGACAUCGUUGUUGCAGAAAUCGUUGUCGGUGAGCCCCUUGGCGCACGUGAGGGUGUUGCAUUCGUUGUACACGUUAGUUGGAGAUUUCACUGAGCAAAUUAAGGAUUACUUGACCACUGAAGAGUUGGAUAAGGAUCAGGAACUUUCGGCCAUUCUUGACCAGUCACACAGCGACUUGUUUGUUGAGUAUAUUGGGGACAAUGUAUAUUUCAACCGCGAAAAGAAGAACCUCGAAGAGACUAUUUAUGGGAUCAUUCACCAAUUCAACACUGCCAACGAGAAUAUAAUUGCCAAUAAGAGCUUGGCUGCGCGUUUGGAGAAUCUCGACAAUGUCCAGAAACCCGAAAAGGAUAGGUUUAGUUUUGCUUCAGAGAAAAAGAGAAUGAACCAGUUUAAGCAGUAUGUCACUGCCAAGCUUAAGGACCGCACGAGAAACUCUGAGCCUGAACCGACAUUUAUGGAGUGCAAGUCGUUGAAUGUUGGCAAUGUUGAGACUGUGCUCAAAUCGGUGAUUGAGUCUGUGGCUAGGUUGUUGGAGUUGGUGCCUACCAAGUCAGCCGAUUAUGCUUUGGAGGUGUUGGAGAUUUUGAUUAUUGAUUUCGGUAAGCUUUAUAUUGGUGCUGGGCUUGAGGUUGUGUAUGAUGAGUGCAAGAAGAAUGCGAGUUUGGAUUACUUGUCGUCGUUCAACACUAUUAGUGAGUUGUUGUUCCUAAUGUCGUCGUGCAUCAAGAGGAUUAUCUUGCCAAUUGCCACAAAUAUCCCCAGCAUAAAGACAAGAAUGAGUAAUAUGGUCAAUGGGUUUGUUGCUCAGUGUGAAAUCUCCUUGAAUGUUAUUCUUAACGAUACGUUAGACCAUUUUCGAGUCAAGCUUCAGUCGCAGUUGGCCAAGCAAAAGAAGAGGGAUUUUAAUUGCAACAAUAUUGAAGACGACACUGAAGCAUGUGAGCUUGUGAGCAACUAUUUGGUGGAAAUACAUAGUAGUAUCGUGUCGGCGAUGAAUGGGGCCAAUCUCGAAAAGAUAUUGAUCAAGAUCGGGAUGGAGGUGUUGCACCAGUUGUUGGAGCACUACAAAAAGUUUACUGUCAAUUCUAUAGGGGGGAUUGUGCUCACCAAGGAUGUUAUUCGGUACCAGUCGGUGAUUGACGGGUGGAAAAUCCCUGAAUUGUCGGAGCAGUUUCAAAUAUUGAGAGAGAUUGGCAAUUUGUUUACGGUGCAGACCGAUUUGGUAAACUCGUUGGUCACAGAAGGUCAAUUGGCCAAUAUGAAGCCAUACACGGUGAGACAAUACAUUACCAAAAGAGCAGAUUUCAAUCCAAGCUAUGCAGAUAAAUUUUUCAAGUUCAAAUAG